AUGGGCGCCCUGACGCCAUCAUCGGAAUAUCUUGCCAGCCUGUCCCGCAAUGCCAUCAGGAAGGUGAAACGUCAGAACGAUGAUGUCGCAGAUGUUCGGGAAGACCUUGUUACCCUCGGCGGCAGAGUGCAUAUGAUCAGAGUCACCCUUGGCAGUCGCGUCUACUCUCUCGUUAUCGAUACUGGAAGUUCAGAUACCUGGGCCGCACAAGCAGGCUUGGUGUGUAAGGACGCGAAUGGCGCUACUGUCGCAACCUCCAUGUACAGAUUCGGUCCUCUUUACAACACAAUAGUGUCGCAAAGUUACAAGGCCUACAAUUCACGACAAGCGUUUGGUGUCAACUACACCAGCGGCGCUGGCUAUGCUCCACGUCAGACCAUCAACCAGAAGAUCGGCAUUGUACAGCAAGGAUAUUGGGAUGGCGACGGUACUAGCAGCGGAUUGAUGGGACUUGCAUAUUCAAGACUGGCAAGUGGAAGCAGUACCAUUGGAUAUGAGGCCGUCAUAUUCUCUCUCAUCAAAAUCGACGGCUUCAGCAUCGCUGCCCCCACCGGGUCCAUCGUCACACCCCAGAAUUAUGCCGCCAGCAGCCAAAACAUCAUCGUCGAUUCAGACACCACGCCCAUCUACCUGCUCGACCGGAUCGCGGAAUACGUGGCUACUUUGUUCCAAUCUGCCGCUACAUACAACGCUAACUCUAGGCUUUCCCUCGUCAAUUGCGCUGCUGUUGCACCGAGGGUGGAUGUCACGGUUGGCGGCAAAACGUCCUUCAUCAGUACGAAUGAUUUGAUGAACAGGGGAUCGGGGGCUGUCGGGGGUGUUGCGGCUGGGGGGUCGUCGACUCAGUGCGUGUUGGCUAUUGCGAGGACGGCGGGGGGCGUGGCGAUGUUGGGGGAUAGUUGGAUGAAGAAUGUGCUUGUUGUGUUUGAUUUGGGGGGAACAAGGUUAGGAUUGCUAGGAAGGAGAUGUAUUAGAUGGGAAACAAGACGUGGAGGAGCAAGGGUUGCAGAGUAGCUGGA
Molecule: messenger RNA, 1019 nt
Organism: Macroventuria anomochaeta
Lineage: Eukaryota; Fungi; Ascomycota; Dothideomycetes; Pleosporales; Didymellaceae
Product: acid protease
Exons: 3
Coding region: 1-1014 (337 amino acids)
Biological process (GO): proteolysis
Cellular component (GO): fungal-type vacuole
Molecular function (GO): aspartic-type endopeptidase activity
Source: RefSeq, a predicted model, not a curated record